Molecule: messenger RNA, 4548 nt
Organism: Gadus morhua (Atlantic cod)
Lineage: Eukaryota; Metazoa; Chordata; Actinopteri; Gadiformes; Gadidae
Product: olfactory receptor 1D2-like
Exons: 1
Coding region: 3311-4234 (307 amino acids)
Biological process (GO): detection of chemical stimulus involved in sensory perception of smell; G protein-coupled receptor signaling pathway
Cellular component (GO): membrane
Molecular function (GO): odorant binding; olfactory receptor activity; G protein-coupled receptor activity
Source: RefSeq, a predicted model, not a curated record
CACAGUUUUAUAAAUGAGACCCCUGGACGUUUGCCAAAUCAUGGCGCCGCAGCUUUGAGGAGAGAUGUUGCAUCUUUCCUUUGAAUGCAUUAACUGAGCUGAUCAUAAAAUCACUGUUUUGUCUUUUCCCUGCAGCUCUAGAUUAAGGUCAUUCAAUAGGUUUGUCAGAUCAGUUAAAAAUGGCAAGUCUAACAGCCACUGACUGUCAUUUAGUUGCUUGUAUUCUGCAUGUCCAGCUACACUGAAAACUCCUUAAUCUCCGGACAGAGCUCUCGAAAUCUUUGCAGGAAUUUCCCUCGACUAAGCAUCUCACGUCAGUGUGUAGCAACAACUCAGAGUGGUCGCAGUCAGCCUGCUCCAGAUGUGCACGGAAUAGCCGUCUUUGAAGAGAUCUGGCACGAAUAGAAUAGGCGAUCUUCAUUGCCACAUCCAUGAUCUCUUUCACGUUGAGCAUUUUAGCGCAUAACGCUUGUUGGUGUAUUAUGCAGUGGUAAUUCAGGAAGUCCGGGAAAGCAUCGUCGUCCCUGCACUUCCAAUAAAUCCAUUCACGCGGCCAACCAUUGCUCUAGUGCUCCAUCCGUGGUGAUGGACACCAAUUUGUGCACUGGGAGCUGGGUUUUCGUGAUAAAGUUAUUGAAAGACUGAAAUAUAUCCUCUCCUCGCGUGUGUUAUUUCAUGGGCAGUAGUGUUAACAGCUCCUCUUUUGCAGUGUCAUUCACGUCCGUAGAUUCGUCCAACUUCAGUGAGAAGCACUCGCAAUCUACGAUGUCCUUCCAAAGUUGCUGCAUCAAAUCCUUGGCCAUGGCUUCACUACGCCGUGUAACUGUACUUCUUGACAGCUGGAGAGCUUUGAUCGAAGAUAAUAUUUCUGCCUUGUUUUUAAUGUCUCGGAACAAUGAGUCAGCUGCUUCAACGAAUGCCUCUUUUACCAUCUCUCCGUCUUGGAAGGACUUCUUGUUCUUAACGAUUAAGUGGCUCACCCGGAGCCACUUAAUCGUAGUUUUUAUGAGCAGUCCGAAAAUGCCGCUCUAAUUUCCCUUCUUCGGUAUUGCGAUGGUAGACUGGCAGAUGAGGCAAACGCACUUCGAAAAUGACAGUAAAAAGAAACUCCUCCUCCCAUUCCGGAUGAAAGUGAUACGUUUUUGGCUUCUUACUCGGUCCAGCUCCCCCUCUCAUUUUUAUACCCUUUCUUAAGAUUAAAAGAAAAAACCAAGAGCUAAAAAUUGGAGGCUAACUAGGCAACUCGCAAGCUUUUUUUUUACUUUCCCGCACUUAGCGCCGUUGUUUGCGCAUGCGCAAAUUUCAUAGGGGGGAUGGAUGAUAGGCUGACGUCUAUUUUUUUAAUGAUGAUUUUUUUGUUCCUUCAAUGCAAUGCGAUCUACCCACGAUACCUUCGCGAUCGACCGGUCGAUCGCGAUCUAAGUAUUGGGCACCCCUGCUCUAGCGCAUCCAAUCAUCAUAAAGUAUCUACGUAAUUUCCAAUGUCGUUCUGGCGGGCGUGGACACAGGCAGUGCACCAAAAAUGGCGUGGCAACCACCACAGCCAUAGAACAGCCGUCUGAAAUUAAUUUACAAGUUUCUGUCUUAUUUUUAUGAUGCAGAAGUCUCGGUUCAAUUUGAUUAAGUCUGAGAUAAAUGUAUCUGUUAAAUGUUUAUCUUUUUUUGUUUCCUGAUUUAAUGCAUUGUAAGCACCUCUGUGUUGUAGCUGGCAUUGAUGCACAAGACUAUAGUUAUGUAAUGCUUAAAAUGAAAUAAUUGACAAGGGGAGCUGGUUUUGUCUUUGUACUUUGAUUUGGUUCAGUGCAGUAACCUGAAUGCCAUUUUGAGUCUUUUCUGAAUGGCUUGACUGUUUUCUAUUCAAAAUAAAUAAACCUGCAUUUGUGAUAACUUGGCUGUCUUCUAACUAUGUAUGCUGUAAUGACUUAAAUAAAUUUGAAAAGGUUGCAACUUUAGAAUAGGGAACAUGUUUGGGUUAAUAAAGGUCCAACAACUUGUGAGUUAAGUAUGUUACUAAUAGGCAUAUUAAUAAGCUCAUAUUUAAUGGUGAAUAUGUGUAUCUAAAUAUAACACACACCGUGUUAUUAGAACACAAAUUUAUACGCUGGGUUUUAGUAAAAAUAAAUGGUAACUCCGACAGGCUGCUGUGUGGUUAGAGAAACACUGCGUUUAAUGUAAACCACACUCAAACCAAUGCAAAAUUUCUCACGUGUCCUCUUCUUUCAAUACACUUGCACGACAACAUGUCAAUUUAUUUAUUUAUUUUAGAUUUUUCAGUUUGCCAUUCCAUUCCAUAACAAUUGAGUCUUCCAUUUCCCCAUCCCUUCAAACAUUUGUUAAUUUCAUGCUAUCAUAAUCAAAUAAUCAUUUCUGUAAUGAAUGAAAUAGAUACAAAAUUUCCUCACAAAGCAUGAGGUGUACGUAUGUCCUAAACACAUUAUAAUUAUCGCGAGUCCAGUACAUUUUUACUUCUAUGGUAUUCAUUUAUGCCUAGUUUUUGAUUUAUGCACAGCCAUCUUUUAUAGAGCUUCUUAGCUCUGAGUAAAAUAAGUAUCUGAAACUACAGAUUUUAUAACUCUUCAAGUUCCACAUCUAUUUAAUUAAUGUUAUGCAGGGGUGAAAUGCAACAUGUCCUGGUAUUAUCUCAGUGACUCUAGAAUCAUUUGUGUUUUACAAGACACACCUAAUGUCCAGGCUUAUAGUGAGUGGGGACUAGAGGAAAUAGGUUAUUUAGUUGUUGUGUUUUUUGGGCGGGGGGGGGAUUUUCCUUCAGGACGAUAAAGUUGAUCUGGUUUUAACGUGGCUAAUCCGAUUAUAUAUUAUUGAACAUUUAAGCCUACUUGUUGGGCUUCGAGCCGACUGUAAAGAUUUACGUAAAAAUGUCAAACUUUCACAUCGUUUCAAGAUGAUGAGAAGAUGUAUUAUUGUGUUAAUACAUUGUAUUCAUUCAAUGUAAGAUUGUUGCAUAACUAGGUUCUGAAAACGAUAUAAUGACAAUUUGAAUAAGGAGAACCAAGAUGUAGCCAAUGGGGAGUCUUGGUCCUGCCCCUUUUGUUUAAGAAGAGGCAGUAAUAAUUGACUGGAUGCGUUUCAAGAAAUGAAUAAAAGGUGUUGAAUGCGGUGAUGGAUGGCCUCAAACCAUAUAUUAGAUAUGUUAGCAUUUUGCAUGUCUAAGGAGUAUAAUAUGAGUUACAAGAUUUCGAUUUGUUGAGUAUGAACAGUUUUCUUUCUCAAAUUGAUGUGUAAAGAUGAAUACAUCAUUUACGAUCUGUAUCGAUAUGUGUAAUAGUCAAUACAUAAUUUAUGAAAUGUAAUGAUGUGUGCAAUGCUUAAUGCAUCUUUUAUGUUUUCUCUGUCUGGAUUAGAAGACACAAUGAACCAGAGACUCCCACUUUUCUUUCUUUCUUUACUUUGCUAUUUUGUCAUUCUGCUGGUCAAUAUUGCUCUAAUUCUUACCAUAAUAGUAGACAAACAUCUUCAUGAACCCAUGUACAUCUUCCUGUGUAAUCUCUGCAUCAAUGGACUUUAUGGGACGGCCGGAUUUUACCCCAAAUUCUUCUUUGAUUUGCUGUCCUCUACUCAUCUCAUAUCCUAUUCUGAGUGUCUUGUACAGGUCUUUGUCAUAUACUCCUAUGCUGCAGGGGACUUCUCUAUUCUGGCUCUGAUGGCUUAUGACAGACAUGUGGCUAUAUGUCGCCCUCUAGAAUACCUAUCAAUCAUGACUAAAGAGAGAGUUGCCUUUCUAGUAUGCAUGUCUUGGGUUGUACCCUUGUGUCUUGAGGUUGUUGUAAUAUUGAUGACAUUAAUGCUAGAAUUAUGUGGGUCUCACAUAGAUAAACCCUAUUGUGCCAACUGGUCCAUUGUUAAACUUUCUUGCACCUCAACAACCACCAACAAUAUUGUUGGUUUUAUAACAAUCCUUUUCUACUUUUGCCAUUAUGUGUUUAUUAUUUGUACAUAUGUGACACUUGUCAAAACAUGUUUAAGAUCCACAGAAGGGAAGAAAAAGUUAAUGCAGACAUGUCUCCCACAUUUACUCUGUCUACAAAAUGUCUCCAUUGCCUUACUGUUCGAUCUUUUGUACACUCGAUAUGGAACACAAUCUGUACCACAGAAUCUCAGGAGCUUCAUGGCUGUACAGUUUCUUGCCUUUCCUCCUAUUCUCAAUCCUCUCAUUUAUGGACUGAAUCUCAGUAAAGUUCGAAACAGACUUGGAGGUUUCUUAAAGACCAAGUAGGUUUUGAACAGUCCACCGUGAACAGAUUGAUCCAACUUGGAGGCUAUUCUAUAAUAAUUCCCUUAAGUUUCACGUCAUGUCUUACAAUAUGUUUGAUAAUAGCCAAGGAGGCUGGCGCAAUACCUAUAAAUAAUAUACAUAUGUACCUUUAACAAAGAAGUGUUAAUCAAGUAAACCUAAACUUUGCAGUAGUGAGAAGCAUGUUGCAAGACCAGAUGAACAAAGUAAAUGUUUCUUUAAAGGUGUGUUUAGCGGUUCCUACUUUAUGAAUCAAUGCAUUGUUGUUAUUUAAUAAAAAAAAUGAUAACUGGUAA